Molecule: messenger RNA, 1740 nt
Organism: Diaporthe citri
Lineage: Eukaryota; Fungi; Ascomycota; Sordariomycetes; Diaporthales; Diaporthaceae
Exons: 2
Coding region: 1-1740 (579 amino acids)
Biological process (GO): maturation of LSU-rRNA from tricistronic rRNA transcript (SSU-rRNA, 5.8S rRNA, LSU-rRNA)
Cellular component (GO): nucleolus
Molecular function (GO): ATP binding; nucleic acid binding; RNA helicase activity
Source: RefSeq, a predicted model, not a curated record
AUGGCGUCAGAAACGACAAAGAAGAGAAAGCUGAAGGAUGGCAGUGCGGCCAAGCCUGUAUCCGUUGAGCGGAAGGCCAAGAAGGCCAGGAAGAGCAAGGUGAAGGAGCCAGAAUCCGAGGUCGAGGAGGUCGAGGAGGAGGAAGCAUCACCCGUCGAGGCCGAUCAGGAUGAGGAAGCCAGCGCGAGCGAAAACGACAACCCACCACAGACCGAAGAGCCACAAGAGGAGGAAGCUGACGGCGCCGAACUCCCAUCGCCAAAUAACCUCUCGCUCCCACAGGAGGCCGGUACCGAAGUCCAGGAAUUCCAGCAGCUGAACCUCUCCGAGAAGACGAUCAAGGCUAUAGACGAGAUGGGCUUCACGAAGAUGACCGACAUCCAGAAGCGAGCCGUGCCACCGCUGCUGGCGGGCAAGGAUGUGCUCGGCGCGGCCAAGACGGGCAGCGGCAAGACGCUCGCCUUCCUGAUCCCAGCCAUCGAGAUGCUGAGCGCGCUCAAGUUCAAACCACGCAACGGCACCGGCGUCAUCGUCGUGUCCCCAACCCGAGAGCUGGCACUGCAGAUCUUCUCCGUCGCGCGGGACCUGCUGAAGCACCACAGCCAGACGUACGGCAUCGUCAUCGGCGGCGCGAACAGGCGGGCCGAGGCCGACAAGCUGGGCAAGGGAGUCAAUCUCAUCAUCGCAACGCCCGGGCGGCUGCUGGACCACCUGCAAAACACGCCGUUCGUGUUCAAGAACCUGCGGUCGCUGAUCAUCGACGAGGCAGACCGGAUCCUUGAGAUUGGUUUCGAGGACGAGAUGAGGCAGAUCAUCAAGAUCCUGCCCAAGGAGGACAGACAGACGAUGCUCUUCUCCGCGACGCAAACCACAAAGGUCGAGGACCUGGCAAGGAUAUCGCUACGGCCGGGGCCUCUGUACAUCAACGUGGACGAGGAGAAGGAGUUUUCGACCGUGGAGGGCGUGGAGCAGGGCUACUGCAUCGUGGAUGCCGACAAGCGGUUCCUGCUCCUGUUCAGUUUCCUCAAGAAGAUGGCCAAGAAGAAGAUCAUUGUUUUCUUCUCCAGCUGCAACUCAGUCAAAUACUUCGCCGAGCUCCUGAACUUCAUCGACCUGCCCGUCCUCCACCUGCACGGCAAGAUGAAACAGCAAGCCCGCACCAACACCUUCUUCGAAUUCUGCAAUGCUGCGCAGGGCACCCUGAUCUGCACGGAUGUUGCUGCCCGUGGUCUCGAUAUCCCGGCAGUAGACUGGAUCGUGCAGUUCGACCCUCCAGAUGACCCCCGCGACUACAUCCACCGCGUGGGACGGACGGCGCGAGGGUCCAACGCGAAGGGCCGCUCCCUCAUGUUCCUGCAGCCCAGCGAGGUCGGGUUCCUGUCGCACCUCAAGGCGGCGCGGGUGCCGGUGGUCGAGUUCGAGUUCCCGUCCAACAAGAUCAGCAACAUCCAGUCGCAGCUCGAGAAGCUCAUCGGCAAGAACUACUACCUGAACCAGAGCGCCAAGGACGGCUACCGCAGCUACCUGCACGCCUACGCGAGCCACUCGCUGCGCAGCGUCUUCGACGUCAACAAGCUGGACCUGGUCAAGGUCGCCAAGAGCUUCGGGUUCGCGACGCCGCCGCGGGUCGACAUCCGGCUCGGGGCCAGCAUGCCCAAGGACAAGAAGGUGCAGGGCCGCAGGCCGUACGGGAGCCAGCCGCAACAGAAGGGUAAUGGGUUCAGAAAUCAUCGCAAGUAG